Apus apus (common swift) is the source of this 1863-nucleotide messenger RNA. It is a transcript of the gene CNRIP1, whose product is annotated as cannabinoid receptor interacting protein 1. NCBI's taxonomy places the organism in Eukaryota, Metazoa, Chordata, Aves, Apodiformes, Apodidae. The transcript has 3 exons. The record is from RefSeq and is a predicted model, not a curated record. Gene Ontology annotation, biological process: negative regulation of signaling receptor activity. Gene Ontology annotation, cellular component: plasma membrane. The coding region runs from base 126 to 614 and encodes 162 amino acids. Gene Ontology annotation, molecular function: type 1 cannabinoid receptor binding.
CCUCCCUCCUCCUCUUCCUCUCCCUCGCGGCCUCGCUCUCCUCUCCCGGCCAGCCGCCUUCUGCGGAGGGGGAGAGCCGAGCGCAGAGCCCCCCGGCCCGCCCCGCCCCUCCCCGGAGACAAGCGAUGGGCGACAUCCCCAGCCUCGUGAAAAUCAGCGUCUCUCUCAAAAUCCAGCCCAACGACGGGGCGGUGUAUUUCAAGGUGGACGGGCAGCGCUUCGGCCAGAACCGCACCAUCAAGCUGCUGACCGGGGCCAAGUACAAGAUCGAGGUGGCUCUUCGGCCCGGCACCGUCCAGGCCACGACAAUGGGCAUCGGGGGCAUCAAUGUCCCACUGGAAGAGACAUCACGGGAUGCACAGGUGGCCUCUUACACAGGGAUCUAUGACACAGAAGGGGUGCCCCAUACCAAGAGUGGAGAGAGACAGCCCAUCCAGGUCAACAUGCAGUUUAAUGACAUUGGUGUUUUUGAAACAGUCUGGCAAGUCAAAUUCUACAACUACCACAAACGGGAUCACUGCCAAUGGGGAAACAGUUUUGGUAGUAUUGAGUACGAAUGCAAACCAAAUGAAACACGCAGUCUUAUGUGGAUCAAUAAAGAGACCUUCCACUGAAGAAAUGUGAAACCCAUACUCCUGGACAACCUCCCCAACAAAAGAUCUACCUUUUAAAACCAGCAAGAAGCCUUAACAAAGGCAUAAUGUAACAUUGCUUUGUUACAUAAGUUUCCAUCAACUACAUUGUAUAUACAGGUGGUGCCACUGAAAUCUUUGCCUAUUACUGUAUUUUAAGUUGACCAUGGCAUCUGUAACAUUCUUUAUCUGUCAUCCUGAGAAUACUGUAAAGUUCAUGGGAAAGAAUACUUGAUAGCCUGGUAGAAAGUCAUAAAUCGUAAUACUGUCGUAAGUAUUUGCAUUAUGCCCACUAAAUGGGUUCCACUAGAUGUAGCAACUUUAGUGAAGUGUUUUGCUUUAUUGCUUAGAAUUUGGAUGCAACAUCACAUUGGUGAUUUCUGUAUCUAUAUUUGUUUGCUCCUAAAUAGGUGUGCUCCUUUGAGCGUUUUGUCACACAUGUCAUCCCAGUGGACAACAAGAAGUGCAAAUUAUGGAUAUUUGUAGGUUUAGCUAAAUGGCAGCUACUACACCGUUAAUAUUGUGCUUUCAUACCAGGGUAUUUGGAAACUCGUUCUCCCUUUUGUUAAGUGCUGUAAGAUAUUCUGUGACAUUUGUUAAUUUACCAAAUCUCGCAAAAUAGAAUUCUCUGUUCAAUUCUCCAGUCUCUAAAAUAGCUUUAGGAAACUGUAUGAAACAUGUUAACCUGAAGGAUAGAAAAGCAAUAUACCAGAGACAUCUAACACAUGGCUAAUAUCUCUCUUAACAUCAUAUAGUAUUCUUGAAAGAUACAGCUACCAUACUGAAUUUAGUUCUUAGAGUAAGAGUUACAACAGUAAUCUCCUUUUUUAUGACACAUUGCUCACAUCAGUGAAAACCUACAAGUCAACUUUUCCAAGACUGACAACUGUAUUAUACCAAAAUUGACAGUAUUUCUUGCAAUGCGUAUUUAUACAUGCAUUGCACUCUUUCAAAUAAAGAUAUGCAUGUAAGUAUAUGCAUGGUGAUGAUGACUAAAGGUGCUAUAUAAACACCAGAUCAGUGUUUAACAUAUACAGACAAAAAAAAACCAAACACAUUUUAUUUCAGUAAAUAAUGCAGGGAAACAACUACACUGUUCCAUCCCCAACUUGGGCUGAAGUAAGCUGUCAGUUCUUGCAUAUCUGUUAUUCCCUUUGUGAAUAAUUUGUAAAUUGUGUAUGUAAAUGGUAACCAUGACUUUUGAUCUUUGUAAUAAAGGACUUAAACAAUU